This is a messenger RNA of Rotaria socialis, 5262 nucleotides long. Lineage: Eukaryota; Metazoa; Rotifera; Eurotatoria; Philodinida; Philodinidae. The record is from the annotation of a GenBank genome assembly.
AUGAAACUUCACAUUGAACAUGAUAACAGUGGCCAAUCAUCAGGAUGGUUCCUUGAUAAAAUUGUUGUCACAGAUCUUUUUGAACCAAAAACACAAUACGUAGCAACAUGUAAUCAAUGGUUAGCUAAAGAUGAAGGGGAUCGAGAAAUAUCUCGCGACCUUACAUUGCAUAAGCAACAGAGCACGACACAAAAAAGUAAUUAUUACAAAAUAACAGUUUAUACAGGAAACAAAUCAGGUGCUGGUACCGAUUCCGACGUAUUCAUCACACUUUAUGGGAAGUUAGGUGAAACAGGACCAACAAAACUUGCCAAUCAAGAAAAUAAUUUCGAAGCUGGAAAAAAAGAUGAGUUCACCAUUGAAUGUCAAAACAUCGGCGAAUUAAAUCAAAUUCUCAUUGCGCAUAAUAACAAAGGUCUCUCAUCAGGUUGGUUCCUUGAUCGGAUACUGAUUGAGGACACACAGGAUCAUCGUACUUAUGAGUUUCCAUGUAACCGCUGGCUGGCUAAAGACGAAGAUGAUAAACAAAUAGCUCGUUAUCUUGUGCCAAGACAAAAAGUAAGAAACAAUCUAUACAAAGUGACAGUUUUCACCGGAAACAAAAGUGGUGCUGGAACCGAUUCCGACGUAUUCAUCACACUUUAUGGGAAGUUAGGUGAAACAGGACCAACAAAACUUGCCAAUCAAGAAAAUAAUUUCGAAGCUGGAAAAAAAGAUGAGUUCACCAUUGAAUGUCAAAACAUCGGCGAAUUAAAUCAAAUUCUCAUUGCGCAUAAUAACAAAGGUCUCUCAUCAGGUUGGUUCCUUGAUCGGAUACUGAUUGAGGACACACAGGAUCAUCGUACUUAUGAGUUUCCAUGUAACCGCUGGCUGGCUAAAGACGAAGAUGAUAAACAAAUAGCUCGUUAUCUUGUGCCAAGACAAAAAGUAAGAAACAAUCUAUACAAAGUGACAGUUUUCACCGGAAACAAAAGUGGUGCUGGAACCGAUGCUGAUGUAUUCAUUACUCUUUUCGGCAAUCAAGGACAGACCGGUCAGACUAAACUUGAUAACAAAACAGAUGCUUUCGAAGCUGGAAAGAAAGACGAAUUCACAGUUGAAUGUCCGGCGGUUGGUGAAAUCAAUAAGAUUCUGAUUGAGCAUAAUAACAAAGGUCUCUCAUCAGGUUGGUUCCUUGAUCGGAUACUGAUUGAGGACACACAGGAUCAUCGUACUUAUGAAUUUCCAUGUAACCGCUGGCUGGCUAAAGACGAAGAUGAUAAACAAAUAGCUCGGUACCUUCUUCCGAAAGGAGCAAUGUUUGCGGAAAAAGAACUCGCAGAUGGUGUCUGCUAUUAUAUAUCUGUGUUUACUGGCGAUAAAAAAAAUGCGGGUACAGAUGCAAUAGUUUCUGUAGUGAUGCAUGGAAAAGAUUCGUCCUCAGAGCAAAUUAUUUUGAGUGAUGGGAAAUUUGAAAAUAACUCAGUGGAUAAAUUUACAAUUAACGCUCCGAAAGAGCUAAGUGCGUUAACGGCACUGGAUAUACGACACAAUAAUACUGGUGUUAGACGUGGAUGGUAUCUUGAAAAGGUUGUUGUUGAUUGUCCAAGUACCGGUAUUAAGCAAACAUUUCCAUGCAAUAAUUGGUUAGCUGACUAUGAAGGUGAUAGACGUAUUGAGCGUCGAUUAAAAGAAGAUUUAUCAUUACGCAAAACUUAUCCACCAGCUGUUCCAUGGUACGUAUGGGUACACACAAGUGAUAAGAAAGGGGCUGGUACAAAUGCGCAAGUUAUUCUUGUUCUUUAUGGCCAUGGUGGGAAAUCAGCAAAUAUUAAAUUAGAACGAAAUUCAGAUGCAUUACAGCAAGGUCAUUGUGAUCAAUUUAAAGUUGAUAUAAAUGAUGUUGGUAUACCAUAUAAAUUACGUGCCAGUCUUAACAGCAAACAUUCAUCUCAUUCAUGGCAUCUUGAUAGAAUCGAAAUGGAAAACCUUAAAACAAAAGAACACUAUCGAUUCUUUUGUGGUAGAUGGUUAUCGAAAAUAGAGGAUGACAAACAAAUCAUUCGAGAAUUACCAGCACAAGGCCCAGGCAUACCAAAACCUUUGCCAAUUGUUACAUAUAUAGUUGAUAUAUUUACUGGAAAUAAACCUAAAGCUGGAACUGAUGCAAAUGCUUUUAUUAAUAUAUAUGGCGAAUUGGGUGAUACAGGAGCACGCCCAUUGGAGUAUUCAUUACAAAAUAAAAAUAAAUUUGAAAGAGAACAAGUUGAUAGAUUUAUUAUUGACGCUGUUUUAUUAAACAAAAUACGAAAAAUUCGAAUCGGUCAUGAUAACACUGGAGCAAAUCCAAGCUGGUACUUAGAUAAAGUUGUUAUCUAUCAAGAAGAUCAAAGUUACGGACCAUUAACAUUUAUCUGUGAUAGAUGGCUUGCUGUGAAUGAAGAUGACGGACAGAUCGUUCGUGAGCUCACACUAGCAACAGAUUUACAUAAUACAACAUAUCAUGUAAAAAUAAAAACUGGUGAUGAUUUGCAAGCUGGUACUACUGCUGAUAUACAUUUACAAAUAUUUGGUGAGAAAGCUGAAACAGAUAAAAUGCAAUAUACAUCUGUUAAUAAUUCAAUUCGUACAUCUCAACCUGGACAAUUCGCUGGUUUUACUUUUCAAUAUCGUGAUCUUGGCAAAAUUGAACACAUACGAAUUGGACACAAUGGAAAAAUAUCUGGUAAAGGAUGGUUUCUUGAUUGGAUUGAAAUAGAUGUACCACAUCGUCGAGAAAUAUAUAGAUUCGCCUGUCAUCGUUGGUUGGAUACAAGAUUAGGUGACGACGGAGUCGAGCAUGAUUUUAAACCAACUGAAAUAAUAAAAACAAUUAUCCCUUAUGAAAUAACCGUUUUUACUGGUGACAAAGUAGGCGCCACUACUAAUGCGAAAAUAUUGAUUCAAAUAUAUGGUUUACGUGGUAAAACCGAUGAAAUUCUUCUGGAAAAUAAGUUCGAUACAUUUGAAAGAAACUCGAUUGAUAAAUUUGUAAUUGAAGCUCCAAACGUAGGAAAAAUUGAAAAAAUUCGAAUUCGUCAUAACUCAGAAAAAAUACCUUCAGCAUGGUAUCUGGAAAAAGUCCUUAUUCAACAAUAUUUAAGUGAACCAUUUUAUACAAGAGACAGAAAAUCUGAUCCAAACGUGGAAGAAUAUUGUUUUAUUUGUCAGCAAUGGUUUGGAAAAGAUCAAGUUGGUAAAGAGACGAUUCGAGAAUUUUCACCUGAUAGUGGAUUUGGAAAUAUGUUAUACGAUGCGAAAGGCAUAAAUUACCUUGUACAUGUUUUAACUGGUGAUCAAGGUAGCACUGGCACAUCAGCAAAUGUUUCUAUUCGUUUAAUUGGUUCUAAAGGUCAAAAAACACGUCUAAUACCAUUGGAAGUAAUGCAACAUCGGCGUUUUGAACCAGGAAAUGUUGAAACAUUUCUAUUGGAGGAACCUGAUAUUGGUGACGUAGCAAUGGUUGAAGUUCAGCAUGAUGGUGACACUCUAGGUGAUAGUUGGUUUCUUGAUGGUCUAAUUGUUGAAAUACCAGCGCAAGAGCGAACAUUUUACUUUGUUUGUAAUGAAUGGUUAUCAAAAUAUAAAGGAGAUCGAAGAACGAAACGUUUACUUAAAGCACAAGAUUUAAUUAAUCCAUCAUUAAGUUCAUUAAUUCCAUAUGUAGUAAACAUUCACACAGGGCACAUUCAAACGGCUGGUUGUGAUUGUGAUGUUAGUUUGAAAUUAUUUGGUACAACUGGUUCUUCUUCAGAACAUAUUUUUAAAAAACGCGAAGGAAAUUUCGAACGAUCAGCUAUUGAUAUAUUUCAGUGUGAAUUAGAAGAUAUUGGUAAACCAAUUAAAUUACGUGUGAGAAUUUUACCAAAAUCUAUACAAGGUCGAAAUAGAUGGUUUUUGGGAAAAAUUCAACUUAUUAAACAUAUUAAACAAAAUAUAAAAGAAGAAACAUAUUCUUUUGAGUUUAAUGAUUGGAUAUCCCAUGAAGCCUAUCCAUAUUUUGAUAUUCUUAUAAAGGGAAGUAUAGAAUCAUCAAUGGAUCAAACAACUUAUCGUGUAAUAACUAAAACCAGCAAUUUAAUCGAUGCAAGUUGUGAUGCUAAUGUGUUUAUUAUGAUUUUAGGUAAAAAUGGUGAUAGUGGCCAAUUAGCAUUAAAAAAUUCAUCAGCAUUCGUUAAUAAAUUUGAACGUGGUCAUGAAGAUAUAUUUACAUUUGAAAGCAUUUUAAAUUUAGGUCCAUUAAAUAAAUUACUGAUAUGGCAUGAUGAUUCAUCGGUACUAAAAAGUGCUUGGCAUUUAGAAUAUGUGCGGGUUGACGAUAUAAAAGCAGGACAAACAUAUAUAUUUCCAUGUAAUAAAUGGUUGUCAACGAAAAAAGAUGAUGGACAAAUUGUACGGAUAUUAGUUUGCAGUAAUCAGUUAGAUUACGUAAUUGGAGGUCAUGCACACAUAACGAAUGGACUGAUUCCAUAUAAAAUAGAAGUUUCUACGUCGGAUCAGCCAAAUUCUGGAACAACAGAAAAUGACUGGAUUAUUGUUGAAGGAAAUAACAACAGAUCAGAGAAAAUAUUUUUCAAAAAUACAAUCGAUAAUAAAACUCUACGACGUGGGCAACCGGAUACGUUUACCUUCGAGUGUCAACCUCUCGGUGAAGUACGCCGUAUUAUUGUGGGUCAUCAAGGAAAACGCGAACGUCCAUUUGAAAAAUAUAACGAUGGUGACGCUAGUUGGUAUGUUUCGCAUAUUACUAUAACUGAUUCAUCUGCAGGCAUCAAAUAUGAAUUUCCAGUCCAGAAAUGGAUUACUAUUAAUAAUGAAGGUGAUGUUUUUGAUUGUGCUACCAGAAACGAAAAUUCUAUUGAACAACAACCUCAUCGCCGUAAAAUAAAUUACAAAAUUAUUGUUCAUACUGAUUCUACAUCAGGUCCCAGUACAGAUGCUAAUGUGUCAAUUAUAAUUUUUGGUACUCUUGGUAAUACUGGUAGUUUACAGUUAAAACAGCCGGGCCAACGUUCAUUUCAACGUGGUGGUGUUGAUGAAUUCAUCUUUAAAUGUUUAGAAUUAGGAAAGUUAAAAAAACUACAUAUUAAACAUCGUAAUUCUGCAGUGUCAUCUGAUUGGUUUCUUGAUAAAAUUGAAGUGAUUAAUAUGGAUACAAAUGAAAAGGUAGCGUUUCCAUGUAAACAACGUCUUGGAAGAAAGCAUGAAGAUUAUGAAGUUCAACUUGAUUUAACACCCAUUUGA